UGCAGUUUUAUUGUCCAGAGUUCAGUAGUUUGACAGCAUGUGGAUAAUAACUGUCUUUAAGUCUGAUUGAAGAUCCUUUUAUUUAAGGCAGAUUUCAAAAUAAAACUCAAUAAAAAAUCCCGUGUCCCCUCGCAGGCUCUGUACAAUGGUGUGCACUUUGUCGUGUCGAUUCCUGUAGAUGUUUAAGGUACUGUUAUUUUUCUCAGCAUAUCAGAGGUCUCAACACCUAAUGGGUGUAUGAUCUCAGUCGUUAUUCUUUCCACUCUUCAGAACAGUUUCUCCAGAUUUCACCUUCUUACGAUCUUCCGUCGCAUUUGAAUCAAAAUAUGUACGGAGAGCGAAAAGAUAUGGUUCCACUGGGGCUCGAACCCAGGACCUUCUGCGUGUAAAGCAGACGUGAUAACCGCUACACUAUGGAACCACAGUGGUACAGAACCGCUGAAGACCGGGAUUUGGACAUUGGGCGGUUCGGUAUACAAUGUUCCUGCCAUAUGGAGACGCAAAACAUUUUAGUCCAUUCAGGAUUCCCUCAUGGGUGUGGUCUCUUUCUUCAGGAAAAGCUCCGGGCUACAUAGCAGAAUAUGUUCAGGAAUGGCUUGAGGAGCACAAGAACAGUUUCAUGUUUCAUGCUGUGGGAAAUACAUUAAGUGAAUGAUGUGUAGGCGUCAGUGUGGGCGGGGGAUGAAAACACCAGAAAACAUCAGUAGCUGCAGGUACCAAACACCUCAUCAGCAAACCCAGAGGAGAGGAGCUGCUGCUUUGCAGGAUGGGUUCCUGUCAAGAGUUUCAAGUGACAGUUCACACCUCACCUGGUCCCACCUGUGGAACCUACAACCGUCUGUAUCUCAGUCUGAUUGGCUCACAUGGCGAGACUCCACCCAUCCCAGUGAACAACGACCAUCAUCUGCUGCCUGGAUCUACGUGUCUGGUCCUGGUCCGGGCCAAUGGUCCACUAGGUCAGGUUGUUCUGGUUCGGCUCCGACUGGAGGCUCAGAUUGGAUUCCCUAAUGUGGACUGGCACUGCAACAGAGUAGAGAUCCGCCAGUGUACUAAAGAUCAGGAACCAGAGCCUGAGAGUUCAGAAACUCAGGUCUUCUGUUGCGACAAGUGGCUGCGAACAGCAGAUGGCAACGUGGAGCUGCGCAGCGGAAAGUUGUGUUUGCUGGCAGAAGAAACAGAAGAGCAGCUGAAGCAACACCGACUGAUGCAGCUGCAGCAUCAGCAGGAGCUCAUCAGGUGGGGCUCGUUCGUUGAAGGUGCUCCUCAGUGUGUUGAUUUCAAGAACAUGUCAGAACUCGGCCCGAACCUCAGCUACACACACACGAGUCCAACCAUCAACAUGCACUACCUGAAAGGCUUUGCAGGCCGGGUGGAGCCCUGGACCAGUUUCUCUGAGCUGGAGGCAGUCUUUGCCCACAGUGGACAUCAGAACAGAAUCGCCAGGUUUGUGAAGGCUCACUGGAAGGAGGAUUGGUAUUUCGGCUAUCAGUGUCUGAGCGGUUGCAACCCUCUGCUCCUGUGUCAGACACGCCUAAUCCCUCCAACCCUGGCUGUCACCUCUGACAUGCUCCGCCCCUUCCUACCUGCAGGCUCCUCACUGGAAGAAGAGCUUCAGAAAGGAAACAUUUACCUGUUGGACUACAAGCUUUUGGACGGACUUGAAGCCAACCAGGUCAAUGGAAAGCAGACGUACCUGUCUGCCCCACUGUGUCUUCUCCACCUGAACCAGCAGGGUCAGAUGGUCCCCAUCGCCAUCCAACUCCAGCAGACUCCUGGUCCCCAGAACCCAGUCUUCCUGCCCUCUGACUCCGACUGUGAUUGGCUGCUGGCUAAGAUUUGGGUUCACUGCGCAGACUUCCAGGGUCACCAGUUGAUUUCACAUUACAUGCGGACCCAUAUGAUGGCGGAGCUAUGCUGCGUGGCCACACUGCGGCAGUUUCCAGAGCAUCACCCGCUGCACCAGCUGCUGAUGCCUCACGUCAGGACGUCUCUGCAGAUAAACCUGCAGGCUCGAGCGUCGCUGCUGGCUGUUAACGGAGUCUUUGAUCAGGCGGUGGGUUCUGGUCUGAAGACCAUCCCAGAAAUCCUUCGCAGAGCGUCAGCCACAAUUCACUAUCGAUCCAUGUGUGUUCCCGACGACCUGUCUGACCGUGCCGUGGACAAACUGCCUCACAGCUUCUACGCUCAGGACGCACUGAGGAUCUGGGACGCACUGCACAGGUUUGUGCUGGCCUGGAUCGAUCUGUACUACAGAGGAGACAAAGACAUCAAGAACGACUCAGAGCUCCAGAACUGGAUCACUGACAUCAACAAACACGGCUUCACACAGAACUCAGGUUUCCCUCAGUGUUUCCACACCAAAGUAGAGGUGUCCAAGUUUCUGACCAUGUUCAUCUACUCCUGUUCGGCUCUGCACGCCGCCAUGAACUUCUCCCAGCUGGACUUUGCUCUCUGGAUGCCAAACUGUCCACCCUCCAUGAUGCGACCUCCUCCGCAGGUUAAAGGCGGCGUCACGGAGCAGGACAUCCUGUCCUUCCUGCCAGGAAUUAACUCCACCCUCCGUGUCCUGAUGGCGCUGACCGUGCUGUCUCAGCCCAGUGUUGACUUUAUUCCUCUGUGUCACUACAGGGAGGCCAUCUUCAGAGUUGAUGCCCACCGCAGGCUGGUGGAGGGGGUACAGGCUGAACUCAAGGCCAUUAAUGAUGACAUCACAGAGCGCAACAGACACCUGGAGCUGCCGUAUCCGUACCUCUGUCCGUCAGGCAUUGAGAACAGCGUCGCCAUUUAAUUCAGCAUCCAUCAACCUUCUCCUGGUCCUCAAAUAAUAUUAGUCUUUACAUUACCGUCACAGUAGAUGUAUACAUCUAAUUUAAACACAAAAUGAGAGACUGAAGAAGGUUUUACUGCUAAAUAUUUAUCCUGUUUGGGUCUGUGCAUCAUCACUGAAUACAGUGCCGGGCAAAAGCAUUCACCCCCCCCUUGGCAUUUUUCAGGUUUUGUUGUCUCCCAAUCUGGAAUUAAAAUAGACGUUUGAAUCAUUUCAUUUACAGAAUAAAAGUGAUGUUGCACUUGGUCUUCAUAGUGGCCUUUCAGAGAAGGUGUGUUUAUACCCACAGAUCAUGUGACUCUUGGAUUCCACUCAGAUCGACUUCAUUUCACUAAUUAUGACACUUUUGAAGGUAAUUAGUUGCACCAGAACGUUUUGGAGGCUUCAUUUCAAAGGGGUGAAUACAUAUGGACAUGCUAAUUUUCUGUUUUUUUCUUUGUCUUAAUUAUUUUUUAUUAUUUAUUUUCUUAUUUCACUUUAGAAACUUAUUUUGUGCAGCUUUAUCACAUAAAAUAAGAUUUUAAAACAAUACAAUGCAGGUUGGAAUGGAACAAAAUAAAAGCCAUGGGGGGUUAAUACUUUUGCAAGGCACUGUAAGCUGGUUGGUAUCAUUUUCAUGCUUAACGGCACCAGGUUCUGUAUAUUCUCAUAUAAAUCAGGUUCUGCUUUCUAAGGCUUCAUCAGAGUGAAACCCUUCAUUCGUAAAAUAUUGUUCCUCAUGUCGCUAUCGGCCACAAACCUUCAUAAAACACAAUCUGUCAUUUAAACAUCAUCCUUCAGGAGGUCUGCGCUCCAUAGAGGCUAUCUUUAUGCAGCAUUGUUGUUUCCAGGAGGUGGAACUCUGAGAAGAUCUCGCUGAAAACCUGGCAGCUGUUUUCUAAAGACAAAUUUGGGACAAAGUCCACAUUAUUGAAUCCAUGCAAACACAUCAUCAUCACUGGUUGGAGCAUUUCAGCUUUAUCGCAUCAAACUCAGCAUCAGCAUCACAUUGCUGGGAUGUUGCUUCCAUGCAGAGUUCAAUGCGACCUGCUGACCAUGCGUUCCUUUAAUGUAACCUUCCUGCAAAGAACCUGUGUUUGUCAGGAUGAACAUGUCUCGUGAAGGUGAAGCGGUCUGGCUCGGUUCCGAAAAGUCCACUCACCCUGUUUAAACCUGAGCUUUUAGUGACACCAUAAUAAAUCAUUUUACAGCUUU
Messenger RNA from Girardinichthys multiradiatus, 4021 nucleotides. RefSeq lists its product as uncharacterized. Gene Ontology annotation, molecular function: iron ion binding; oxidoreductase activity, acting on single donors with incorporation of molecular oxygen, incorporation of two atoms of oxygen; protein binding. NCBI's taxonomy places the organism in Eukaryota, Metazoa, Chordata, Actinopteri, Cyprinodontiformes, Goodeidae. The transcript has 16 exons. Gene Ontology annotation, biological process: linoleic acid metabolic process; lipid oxidation. The coding region runs from base 767 to 2788 and encodes 673 amino acids. The record is from RefSeq and is a predicted model, not a curated record.